Messenger RNA from Geosmithia morbida, 1752 nucleotides. RefSeq names its product NUDE protein, C-terminal conserved region. Gene Ontology annotation, molecular function: microtubule binding. Gene Ontology annotation, cellular component: kinesin complex; centrosome; kinetochore. The transcript is spliced from 3 exons. The record is from RefSeq and is a predicted model, not a curated record. NCBI's taxonomy places the organism in Eukaryota, Fungi, Ascomycota, Sordariomycetes, Hypocreales, Bionectriaceae. Gene Ontology annotation, biological process: establishment of mitotic spindle orientation; centrosome localization; chromosome segregation. The coding region runs from base 1 to 1752 and encodes 583 amino acids.
AUGGCCGAACCACCCUCAUCGCCGCCUAGGCCGGAUGCCACGGCUGAAGAAUCUCUCGCCUGGUACAAGACGCAGUACGAACAUCUAGAGACGGACCUGGCAGAGUUUCGCGAGUCUAGUCGCGAACUCGAGCAAGAAUUGGAAAAGGAUAUCGAACGCGCAGAGAAGCAGGAGAGGCUGCUGCAGGAGAGGGCUGAGACGCUAGCUUAUGAAGUGGAAGAGUGGAAGCGCAAGUACAAGGAGUCCAAGACCGAAGCCGCCUCUGUGCAAAACUCGCUUGAAAAGGAGAUUACGACGCUACGAGACACAAACCGGACCCUCCAACUGAAGCUACGCGACAUCGAGGUGGCCAACGAUGACUUCGAGAGGCAGGCGCGCAACACGACAUCGUCGCUUGAGGACAUGGAGUCCAAAUUCAACCAGGCCAUCGAGCGCGCUGUCUUGAUGGAGGAGGAGAUUCGCCAGGGCGAGCAGGAGCGCGAGAACAUGCGCAUCGACGCCCAGCGCCUGCGCGAGGAGCUGUCAGACCUCAAGAUCGAGGCCGAGUUGCUGCAGGAUAAGGUCAAGAAGCAGGAGGCCCGCCACCUGUCAACCAUCUCGACCGACCUGUCCAUCCCCGCCUCGCCCACAUUCGACCGCAACGCGGAGCCCUCGUCCCCCCAGUCGACCGCCAGCUCGCCCCUCAUCACCACCCCGCCCGACACAAAGUCCAUGUCUUCAGCCGACACGCUCUCCGAGCUCUACGACCCGCCGUCCCCGCCCAUGUCCGACGCCCCUGUCUCGCUGCCCAAAAGGUCCUCUGCCAGCGGCGAGUCGUCGAUGCGCAAGCCCACCAUCACUCCCAGCUCAUUCCGCAAGUCGCAGCUCGGUGGCUCGGUGGCCGCCACUCCCAAGCCUCGCAGCACCGUUAACAAGGCGCCAGGGACCAUCGGUGUGCCGCGCAUGCCUGGUGCCCGCACGUCGACGGGCAACCCGCCCCUGCGCACGCCCGUCAACCGGUCCGCGCACAUUCGCUCCGGCAAGCUUCCCGCAUCCAACUCGCUCACGCACAUCCGUACCCUUACGGCGCAGAUGGAGCGUCUCGAGGCGCGCGUGCACAAUGCGCGAUCCAGGCUUCCCGCACCCACGUCGACACCACCCCGGUACUCGCCGCGUACGUCUGUAAACGGCGGCGGUCCUCCGCAGAUCCCCUCAUCCAUCACGGUUCGGUCGCGUAAGAGGACCGUUAGCUCGACACCGUCGAUGACCGGAGACGAUGACACUGCCACGUACCAACUCACCGCCCGAGGCCACGUUUCCCGUCUCAGCGAGUCACGCGUCGGACGUCUUUCUAUAUCGUCCCGGCCUCCGUCGCGUACAGAUAUGGCCCUCCCGCGCCCCAUGUCGCGGUCCUCUCUUGGCGGCACGCGCACACCGCUUGGCCGUCCGCGGUCUUCGAUGGGUGGCACCAUACAUCAUUACUCUGCCAGCGUGGGCGUAGGCCGCAUGGAGGAAGAGGACGAGGGAGAAGAGGACGGCACGUACAGCACACCCAGCCGACGGGCCAUGUACGCCAGCACCAGCGGCAAGUUUGACCCCAACAGGAGCACUAGCAGUAUUCCUAUUCCCGGCAGCCGGCGGCAGAGCGGGAGUACCGGCGCAGCUGGCGGAAGGAGAGCCAGCAGGGAUGGAAGCAGUGGGAUUCCCGUGAGUGGAGGGAGGCAGAGCUUUUCCCGGAAUCAGAAUAUCGAGGACCUGGGAGAAACGUAUUGA